Molecule: messenger RNA, 1398 nt
Organism: Boeremia exigua
Lineage: Eukaryota; Fungi; Ascomycota; Dothideomycetes; Pleosporales; Didymellaceae
Exons: 2
Coding region: 1-1398 (465 amino acids)
Source: RefSeq, a predicted model, not a curated record
AUGACGACCACCUCUCCGCCCGCCUCUCCACCUACCUCCGCCCCGUCCGUGUCGGAGCCCACGGAGCCGUUCCCCUUCCUGGCCCUCCCCCUCGAACUCCGCGAGCAGAUCUACGAGCUCUACUUCCGGCCAGCAGACCGCCUGCACACGUCGUCGGAGCUGGAGAACUCGGGCUUCUAUGGGGGCGUGUAUAAAUUCGACCUCCGACUACUGCAGGUGGGGAAGCAGGUCAGCGCGGAGGCGCAACGGGUGUGGCGGAGGGAAGUGCGGAUGGUGAAGGUCGGCACACCGUGGCCGAGCGCAGUCAACCACAUCUCGUCCGAGGGCCUCGUCCCCAUCGUGUGCGCCGACAGCCGCGCCGACGCCUUCACCGCGCACCACGCGCUGAUCCAAAUCACCGCGCCCUUCCACCAAGCCGGCCCCGAACACGCCGUCAUUCUGCUGCUCGCCGACCUCCCCCUCUUCGCGCAGACCUGGCACUACUCGGCCCUCAGCUACCCCAUGCUCAACGACCGCCUCGCCACGGCCUUCACCCUGCGCGACCCCGACAUGGACCACAUCGACGAGGACACGCCGCCGCCGACCCCGCUCGCCCUGCAGCGCGCCAUCCUGCUCCCCUUCGGCUGCGUCAAGGGCCUGCACGCCCUGCGCACGACCAACUUCGCCCCCGCCGUCGCCGCCGAGCUGCGCGCCGCCAUGGCCGUGCCCGCCCCCACCCUGCACCAGGCCUGCGACUCCGCGACCGCGCUGCUGGCCGCCGGUGACGCCGCGCUGCCCGCCGACCCCCGCGCCGCGCUCGCCCUGUACACCCAGGCCUUCCACGCAAUCCACAUCAUCAUCGCAGGCCGCACGCGGCGCGUCCUCGCCGACCCGUUUUUCCACGCCCACAUCACCGCGGGGCCGUGGGCGGGGCACACGGGCAUGACGGUGCGCGUGAUCUUGCGUCUGCGCCUUGUCGCGCGCGUGCUGAGCGCGCAUCUGGCGCUGGGCGCGUGGGGCGAAGCCGCGUUCUGGGGGAUGCGCAGCGUGCGCAUCAUGGGCGACGCAAUGGACUCUGAAUUCGAGCAUUUCCUGGCGGAUCUCGUGGGCGGCGAGGACGUGGGGUGUGUGUUUGCGCGGGCGGGCGUGGCGAUGUGGAAGAUGAGAGAUGAAGGGGGGUGGGAGAAGGAGCUGCGGCUGUACGAGGGCGAGGCGCGGGCCGGUGUUGAGACGCUGCUGCGGGGGAGUCUGAAGCACUUGCGCAAGCCGGGCGGGCGCGAGCGCGUACGCGCUGAAGUCGAGCGGUGGGGGCUGCCGCGGGAGCUGGUCAGGAUCUUCGACGAGCCGGUGAGGGCGCGCAGCGACGGGAGCGAGGCGGUGAAUUUUGAUCCCACGGAACACCCGGCUGUGUGGUUCUGA